AUAAAAAUGAGCGAAUUAGGUGUGAAAAUUAUCAAAGUCUUAAAUGCAGGAUCAGCGUAUAAUUAUUAUUUUAAAUCUUAAAAAGUAUUGUUUUAGCUUUUGCAGGUUUUUGGAUUGUCAUAAGUGAACUUAAAAAUGCCAAUUUUAAUAUUUUUGGAUUUUUGUAUCCACUUUUUUUUAUGUAAAUAUGGAUUUCUAAUAAUUAGAUUUUUUGGAUUUUUAUUGAUAUCAAAUGAAAUUAAAUGUGGGCAUAUUUUAAGUGAAUAUGGAUUCUUGAAAACAUUUUUGGGAAGAGGUUUAUAUUACAUUUUGUAAAUAUUUUAUAAUAUUUUAAUUUUAGUUUGUCUGGUUAAGUUUGUUAUGCUUAUUAUUAAAUAGCUCAUAAUCAUGUGUAUUAAAUAGAUUAAUUAGAUUAGAGCAGGUGACAUAUAUGGAACAGUAUUUUUCAUUUUAGGAGUCUUUUAUUUGUUAAUGAAUUUCUAUGUAAUUUAUGAAGAAAUAUUUUUCAUAGCCAAAGGGAUCAUUGGGGGAUAUUUCAAGAGUAUUUUACAUAUUCAUAAAAUUAGUCUUUAUAAAUCCAAUGAUGAACCUUUUGAUAUUUGAUAUAAAAUUAUUAAAAUAGUAUAAAUAAUUUAUGUCAUAACUUAAGAAUGAUAAAAAUAUCAUGAUGGAAUUAAAAACGAAAUCAGAAGUUAGUUUUGAAAUUUUAAAGUGAUUAUAUAUUUUUAUAGAUGUAGUUCUGUUGAAAUAAAACCAAAUGAUACACUAAAGUUUGGAGUUUUAUCAAAUUAAAAGAAGAUCAUGGCUAAAGUGGAUAUUUAUAAUAGAACUUUGUAAGAUGUAAUGUUUAGAGUGAAAACUACAUCUCCAAAUUUUUAUGUUAUUUCAUAUGAAAAAGAGAAGCCUAUAACUACGUAAUCAUCUUAAUCAAUAUUAAUAUAUAUGAAGUGUGAUGAAUCAAGAUUACAACAUAGAUUGAAAGAUAAGUUUUAGAUUGAAAUAGUUGAAAAAUAAAAGUAUGAUUCGGCAACAAAUGAAGAUUGCAAAUGGUAAAAAUUUGCAAGAAAACAUAUUCUUAAAGUUAGUUUAAUUAGAAACGAUAUCUAAUUUUCAAAUUAAUAGCAAAGGAGUCAAAUAUUAAACAGUAAUAUAAGAAGUCAUUCAUUGGGAUAAACUCCACAGCUUGUAUAAUCUAGAUUGACUUAAGGAUCUAAUUUAGCAAAUAUGAAUAAUAAUCAUAAUAAUUAGUAAUAAUUCUAAAGCCAAAACAGUUACAAUUCAAUUUAGAAUGAUGAAUAUACAAAUCUAAAUUUAAAGCUAAAAUCUUUAAAGUAGAAAUAUUAAGAAUAAGCUAAAUUAAUUGUAAAAAUAUUAAAAAUAUUAAAAAUAUUAGGAAUAAUAUAAAUAUGACAUAAAUGAACUUCAAAAUGAGAUUGAUAGAAAUGCAUUUAUUUAUGAUUUAGAAAAGAAAUAAGAAGGAAAAGAUUAACCAGAUUAAAUUAUUGCUUCUGCAUUAAGAGAUAAAACAGGAAUUCCAUUAUGGGAAUUAUUUGUUGCAGCAACAAUUGCACUUAUUUUAGGAGCAAUAUUAAAUAAAAAUUGA
This is a messenger RNA of Paramecium sonneborni, 1603 nucleotides long. Lineage: Eukaryota; Ciliophora; Oligohymenophorea; Peniculida; Parameciidae. The record is from the annotation of a GenBank genome assembly.